AUGUCUGCCGCAGACCUGAUUGAGUCUGCAAAGAGGCUCGCUGCUUUCCAGGCCGUCGACGAGCAUCUAUCCUCGUCCUCUAAGUACGUCGGCAUCGGCUCCGGCAGCACCGUCGUGUACGUCGUUGAGGCUAUCGUCGCCAAGGGCCCCGCCUUCUAUAGCGGCAUGACCUUUAUCCCUACCGGAAGCCAGUCUAAGGGACUUAUUCGACACGCUGGAUUGGCUCUAUGCAACCUGGAUGAGCGCCCAGUCGUCGGCGGCAGGCCCGUUGCCUUGGAUGUCGCCUUUGAUGGCGCCGACGAGGUCGACGAGGAUCUCAAUUUGAUCAAGGGAGGCGGCGCAUGCUUGUUCCAGGAGAAGCUAGUGGCGAUAUCGGCAAGCAAGUUUGUGGCCGUGGCCGACUCUCGCAAGCAGUCUCCGCGACUGUGUAUAAAGUGGAAGGCGAUCCCCAUCGAGGUUCUGCCCAUUGCUGCCCCUGACGUGCUCACCCGCCUCCAGGCCAUGGGCUCCCCAAACGCAGCCAUCCGAUCCGGGCUGCCCAACAAAGCCGGCGAGUGCGUGACCGACAAUGGCAUGUGGAUCAUUGACGCCCCGUUCCCGCCACUCCUGUUACCUAAGGACCUAACCGCCAAUGUGGAAGGCCAGGGCGAGGGUGGAUUAUGGGAGAUUAACUUGUUGGCGGACAGGCUGCUAAAGAUCCCGGGUGUUAUAGAAAUCGGGCUGUUCCACGGCUUUAACGGAGAGCAGGCCGCCAUACUAGGCAAGGGGCCCGGAGCACAAAAACCGGUCGCGGCCUACUUUGGAAUGCCUAGUGGGGAAGUCCAGGUCCAGCAGGCAGCAAAGGGCAGUAUUAAUAAAAGUAGCUAUUAA
Hirsutella rhossiliensis is the source of this 870-nucleotide messenger RNA. Its product is annotated as ribose 5-phosphate isomerase A (phosphoriboisomerase a) domain-containing protein. The record is from RefSeq and is a predicted model, not a curated record. Gene Ontology annotation, molecular function: ribose-5-phosphate isomerase activity. Lineage: Eukaryota; Fungi; Ascomycota; Sordariomycetes; Hypocreales; Ophiocordycipitaceae. Gene Ontology annotation, cellular component: intracellular membrane-bounded organelle. Bases 1 to 870 code for a protein of 289 amino acids. The transcript has 2 exons. Gene Ontology annotation, biological process: pentose-phosphate shunt, non-oxidative branch; D-ribose metabolic process.